Messenger RNA from Choloepus didactylus (southern two-toed sloth), 483 nucleotides. RefSeq names its product coiled-coil domain-containing protein 66-like. The transcript has a single exon. Gene Ontology annotation, molecular function: microtubule binding. Gene Ontology annotation, cellular component: photoreceptor inner segment; microtubule; cilium. Gene Ontology annotation, biological process: cilium assembly. Lineage: Eukaryota; Metazoa; Chordata; Mammalia; Pilosa; Megalonychidae. The coding region runs from base 1 to 483 and encodes 160 amino acids. The record is from RefSeq and is a predicted model, not a curated record.
AUGUCCUCUAAGAACAAAACAGACUGGACAAAUUCUGAAAUUAACACAAAAUACUUGAUCAGGAAUGAAAAACUUUUGCAAAAUAAGAGAAUUUGUUCAGAAACCUCAUUGAUAAAAGGUGAAAAAAAUAGAAUGACUUUUUCACCCAGUAAAGAUUUCUGCAAGCAGUAUGCAGAUAAAGACUGUCUAUACAUCCAAAAAGAUAUUUCACCUGCAACUCCUAAUAUACAGAAAACUAGAAACACCAUAAAUACUUAUGUAGUAACUAAACAGAAGCCUCACAGAAACAUCACAGGUGCAAAUACAAAGAGCAGUUUAGUGUGUCUAACACAAGACCAAUUGCAACAGAUUUUGAUGACUGUAAACCAAGGAAAUAGAUCUAUUUCCCUGACUGAGAAUGGAAAGGAGGAGGAAACUGGUCAGUAUAAUCUACAUUUAAACAGUAUUCCUGAUCAGCCAAAGAAAGAGAACAUUAUGGGAUGA